AUGCCUGAUACCAAAUCCUGGCUCUGCUGCUUUUUAGAUAAGACCUUGCGCACGGGAGGCAUUCCACCUCCAGCCGCUUCUGAGCGAGCUGGCCCAGAGGGGCCGCUCUCCUUCAACCACUCCCCCCGCCCCGAAGGAGACGAGGGGCUUCAACCCCAGGCCCCUAAACGCGCGCUCGCUCGCUCGCACCCGGGACCACCGGAUCCAACACCCGCCCCGCUCACCGCGGCGGGGGAGGAGGAGAAAACCCCACGCAGGAACUGUGCCCCGCGCUCCGCUCCCCGCCCCCCCGCGCCAGGACCUUGCGCCCCGCCAGUCGGUACCUGUCCUCCGCCCCCAACAGGCGAGAAGCUGCCGCGUCCACAUGGCUUCAGGUGUUCACAUGGCAAUAAACGGGCCCCCGUCCCUCCCGCGGCAGGGCGCGCUCCGACUCCGGGCGGCCAGCGCCGCUCCCGCCGCAAGCCCAGCCUUCGCCCCGCCGCGGGACGCCGGGGGCUGCCAGGGGUCCCGGGGUGGGCGGCGCUGACCCCGCGGACCCCUGGGCGCCGCCCGCUCACACCCGCCGCCUUUGCACCCGAGGCCGCGACAAGCAGGUACCUUCCCCCGACAGUCACUGAUUCCGCUACCAUCUGUCAGCACGGAUUGAUUGAGGAGCGGCCUGCUCGGCAGAUCAGUGACUUGUGCGAAGUGAGCCGGGGUGUCAGUGCCUUCAGCGGCAGGCGGAUGGCCUUUCUCUCCCUCUCUGGCUCUCAGGAGCACGUGCACAGCCCUCACCUUUAUCCUUCACCAGGUCCCAGCUCCCCUUCCUCUCUGGAGUUGCCUCCUGCUAACUCUAACACACCAAGAGGGAGGCCUGGAAUGCCUGCUGUCCGUCCUCCAGGAGACCACUUACAAAAGCCUCGGGUUAACAGAGUGAGGAACCCCCACCACAGCCUCCUGGUCUCACAGGGACUGCUGCUUAGGAGGCCAACCCUGCCCUCCACGCCAGCCCUCCAGGAUCAAAGCUGUGGCUCCCUCCUCAGCUCUCAAUGGUGACACAGGGCUGUGUGGGACUGUAUCCAUCUCUCCCACGGGGCUGUGAGUAUCCACAGGGCAGAGACAUCCUGAGCAGGGCAGGGCAUCCUAUCCAUAAAAAUGAUAACGUUAGAAAUCCCGAUACAGCCCUGAGGGAUCCAAGCUUACUGGGAAUGGGCACUGUGGGUUUGCGGCAACCUGAUGAGGUUGGCUGAGACUGUUAUCGCCCCCGCCGUUACAGAGAGGCCCGAGAAUUUAACUUGUCCCGAGUCACACGGCUUGGAAGAGGCCAUGCUGGACUGGAACCCGGGUCUUUACGGGCUGCACUCUUAACCACCAAGCUUCCCAGCACUCAGUAAACACUGGAAGGAUGGAUGGACGCAGACAGUUGGCGGGUCAUGAAGUCUGCAGGCACAUCAGGCACGAGAUAGGAGAGGGUCUGCGGGGUCAGCACCAGCCCUUCCCCACUAGGGACAUGUCCAAGCCCUGGAGACUGGGCAGCUUGCAGGUGAUGGGCUCUCAGACCCCGCCCCUAGAAGACUGUGGCCUGCCCAAGUGGCAGCUGCUGUUGUGGGGGCUCACUCUUCCCACAGGCGAGCAGAAAGAAAACACUGGAGGAGACACUGAGCAGCUGGAAGCCCCCCGCAGCCUGACUGCAGGGCAGAUCACCCCUCAGCACACUUGGCACUCCUGUCCCUAGUGGCUUGACUCUCAGGCCCUGGCAUGAUGGCCUAGCGCAGGUCACUAAACUAGGGGCCCAGCCUGCUCUCAGCCACAUAUGUCCGCCAAUGACUCUAGUCUCAGUGUUUCCAUCGGGGUGGGAGGAGGGGCUGAGUGGUCUGCCUGCCUCCAGGGAGUCGGGCCCCUUCCCUGGGCAACCCCAUUCACUCCUCCGAACAACCGUACGAGGCAGGAACUGUCAUCUCCAUUGUACAGAGCAGGAAAUGGACGCACAGAGAUGCUAAGAGAUUUGUCUGAGGUCACACAGCUAGAAAAUAGCAGAGCUGGAAUCUGAACCCAGGUUUUGGGCUCCAGGGCCCCACUGAGUCCCUGCCAGCGCUUACAAAGAGUUCGAGAUGAAACGGUCUAGCAACAGCAGUGACACACGCACGUUCUAAGCACUUCACCCACAUUAACUCGCCUAAUCCUUACAACAGCCCUCCCGUGUGGAUGCAAUUACCUUGUUUUGCAGAUAAGGAAACUGAGGCACAGAGCAGCCAGGAAGGGGCAGAGUUGGAAUCGACACAGGCAGGUCGGACCGCAGAGCCCCUGUAUCGCCUUAUCACAUGGUAACAAUGGGGAGGUUCUGUUCCAUUGGGAUUAUUUCUGCUUGAAAGCCCGAGACUUUUAGCCCCAUCACUGCUGGGCUCCCCGGGAGGGCAGUGCCGCAUGCCGAGGCGCGCUGGGAAAGGACUUUGUUCCAUCCUCUUUUGUUGAUAUGCUCUUCGUUUUAAGCCCGAAACCCAAGCUUGCUGCAAAGAAUUGAAAAGGAGGAGAAAAACCGCAGCCGAGAUACAGCCGCUACUUCCUGAGCCUCUGGGGUUCGCUGCGCUUGGGGCUCUGAGUGUGUCCUCUCAUUUAACCUUCACAACCCGAGCAGCCCCUGCUUCACGGCCGGAGAAACCCAAGCCCGGAGGUGAUAACAAGAGGCCUGAAGGCACACAGCCACUAAGUGGUAGAUCGGGGACGUGAGAAUCCUGGCGCUUCUGACCAUGGGAGCUAUGCCCCCAUGGGGGCCAGGAGGUGCAUCUUGUUUGCUGGGCUCGGACAGAAAUGCUUCUGCUCGUCUUCUGACAUGGGCUGGUAACUCCAAGUCAUAAUCCCUUGGCCACGGGGGAAGGCGCCCAGACAGAGGUGUGGGGAUGCAUAACUAGAUGCUGCCUCCUGGGUUGGAGAAGCCGAGAAGAGUGGACAUCAGUGCACCACCCACCCCUUCCUGCCCUGACUCCAUCUAUCCCUCCAGUGAUUUGGGAACGGCUGCCUGGCCGCCGAGGUGAUGGUCUUCUGGAAGCGGUCACGGUGGGUGAGGUUCCUGGUCUCUGCCCUGCCUCUCCCUGAUGGCUUGUGAGGAUAACUGACAAGGCACAUGUGUGAUUCCAGCAGAAAAAGCAAGCAGCAGGGCCGAUGGAUUCUCCAGCUGCCACCAGGUCCUUUUGGCUGCAGCCUCCAUCCCCGGCCCACCCCAUCCCUGCAGCAGACUUCGUCACGGUGAGCCACAGCCAGCUUUGACCCUCCUGCCCCUGGCGCGGAAGUCUUCAAAGGGUCCCAAGUGGCUUCAGAAUUCAAGUCGAUUCCCAUUCAGCGGGCACACAAAGCCCCUGGCUGGCCCCAGCUCAGUUCUCCAACUUUCUCUCACAUGUCCGGUUCUGCCUCUUUGCCAGGCCAAGCGAGCUGUGUUCCUGCCAUGUGCUUGGCUGCUCCCCGAGGCAGGCAGUCCCUCCCCCCUCCCUGGAGACCGAAAUUACAACUUCUUCCAAGACUCAAGUGCCACCACCUCCACGAAACCUUACCUUAGUACUCCUCAUAAAUUCAUUCCAGACAUCCAUUGAGCCCUUACCAUAUGCCAGGCCCCAAGUCCAAAGGCCCCUGUUGUCAGGGGGCCAUUAGAGAGAAAAACGAGUCAACACGUACGAUCAUUUGGUGAAGUUGGGGUACACACUAGUAAGAAAGCAUGCUGGGGGCACAGAGAGUCUAUAAUGGGACACUGGGUACUGGGGGGUCCAAGACAUUUGAGUUGAAACCUGGAAGAUAGGAAAGGGUCACAGGAUGGGGUUGGACGCGAGCCCCAGGCGGUGGGCACAGCAUGGGCAAAAGUCUUGAGGCAGGAGGGAACGAGUCGUGUUUCCGGAAGGGAAAGGAGGCCAAUGCAAUUUAAGUGAAAUGAGAAAGCUGGAGAGGCAGCUGGAAUCAGACGGUGCAGGCCACAGAAGGCAUGGGGACUUUAUCCCCAGGCAAAAAGGGGGAGCCAUUGAAAGAUUCUGAACAGUCAAUAUUCGUUUGUA
Messenger RNA from Mustela erminea (ermine), 4016 nucleotides. RefSeq names its product collagen alpha-2(V) chain-like. The record is from RefSeq and is a predicted model, not a curated record. NCBI's taxonomy places the organism in Eukaryota, Metazoa, Chordata, Mammalia, Carnivora, Mustelidae.